UUGACAUUUCAAGGUCAUGUUACAGCGCCCCCUAGUUAAAAAAACAAAACAAAAAAAAGCAUCGCCUUGUUACUCUAUAUGUUUAUUUAUGGCUCCAAACCGUGUUGACAGUUGUCAUGUUGAAGGGAGACAUCAAAUUGAAGUGAGGCGGUGUGUGGGAGCUCCCGGUGUGGCCCUCUGAUGGUUUCAUUGGUAUUUGAUGUACGACCCGCCCCUCUUUCCUCAUCCUCCGCGCUGCGCCGCUCCACACACCCGGCGCACCAGCGGGACAGUCCGACUGCAGCAGCGGCUCUCUCGGAGCACAGGAACCGAAGAAAAAGACUUUUUUAAUUGUUUUUAUUGGGAAGAUAAUUAAACCGGAGUCAGCCAGUCUCCUAUUCAUCGUGUCGCAGUUUUCUCUGGAAUUGGAGCCAGUGGAGCAGCUGACCAGGGUGGUAGCAGCCAGGCCUUGCCUAAAAAGAGGCACCCUACCAGGGGCAAUGGAGUUGAUGAAGGAUUAGAGGAUAAUCCAGGAUGUUUCCAUGGUGCGACCGCAGAGCAGUUUGCAGCUGGACUGAGACCUAUUUCUGAGCUGAUGUCGACAAAGCCAAGGCCUAAGGCAAGCGGGGGAAACCAGGCGACCUGACCACACUCCAACUGGCCCGGCUGCUUCCAGGAACAGAACUGCAGUGUUCUCCUCAAUUUAUGUCCGCUUAAUUCAGCCAGCUAUGCAUAACAACGAGCUACAAAGAGUGGGACAGAGUUUGGCCUGCACAUGAUAAACAGAGAUAAUAUUCCAGUGAACUAUUUGGUGCUGCAGGCCUGGAGUUUAACAUUUCGGCUCUAGAAAUUACACAGUUUCAAGAUCUUGGAAUAACUUUACAGAGCUAUUUUUUAAGUUUGUACUUUGGACUGCUGAACUGUCCAUGCUUUUGCCAUAAAUCUAAGAGGAGAGUUGAACUUUGCUUGUUCAGUUUGACCAUUCAGUGGGAUUAAGGGUGAUCAUCAAGCUAAUUCUCAAGAAUUACUUACUAACGCCUUUUGACCAUGAAUCUUCAAGAAAAGCUGUCGGGCCUAAAAGGUCUGGUCACUCACUCCCACAGCAAGCGUCGCUUCAAAGGCGACCUCACAUUGGACAUGAUCAGCCCACCUUUGGGUGAUUUCCGCCACACCAUGCAUGUGGGGCGCGGCGGCGAUGUGUUUGGGGACACCUCAUUCCUCAGCAACCAUGGCGGCACGGCCAAUGGGAACAACGCGGAAACGGAAUCUAUCUCCAGCCCUGAUAACAAGAUCGGAGCAUUCUUCUCCAGGACGCUCCGUCAAAUCAGGAGGGGCUCUGACAACCGACCCAGAGAAGCAUCUAAGGAGCUGUCACCGCCACCUCCCCCUGUUUCUCCCAUCAUCAAGAACGCCAUCUCUCUUCCCAGGCUGGAUGUGGAUAUGCCCAAUGGGAGCCCCACCACCAAAUUGCUCUUCCCCAGUUCUCAAAAUACGCCAGAGGAAAAGAAAAGCUCUUAUGGUUUGGAGUCUGGUUUCGUCACUCUGCCUCGUCUCUCCCGCUCUGAGCGUCAGCAGCCUUCCAUCUCCCUCCCCACUUCCCGCUCCCCAAACAUCCACCGCGGCUCUCUGACCGACCCCAGCGACGCCAUCUUAUCCACCUGCUCCGCCUCAAGCGUGACCUCCGACCCCAAACCCAAAACCACCGCCUACUCUGACUCCCUUCCUUCCCUCACCUCCCUAGACACCUUCACCUUCGACCUCGGCCCGUCCCUCAUGAGCGAGGUGUUCGGUCUGAUCGACGGCCACCCGGAGGAUCACAGCCACGCCUGGGAGGGAGAGGAGGCGGGGUCAGCGUGUUGGCUGACCAAUGAGGGAUCAGAGAUGGACUCGGCUACUAUCUCAUAUGUGGACUCCCUGCUGAGGGAGGACUGCGGGGGCAGCAAGAGUCUGCACGGUGGGGCUGAUUGGGAAGAGGAGGAGGGGAGCGGGAUGGAGGUUAAAGUACCUGACGUGGUGAUGGGGUCUCCUGAACGAGUGAGGUUGGGGAUGGGGAUGGAGAGCGAGCGGUUCCAGAGUGCUACAGAUGUGCUUGCACGCCACUACGGUGUCAGCCUCUUAAAGGGACAGAGCAGGAUGGAUGCAGAUUCAGAGAUGAUCAGCCAGCCCAAGAAGAAUAUGUCCUACAGUUACAUGGACGACGAGGAUGAAAUAAAAGUCUGAGCUGAGCAAAUCGAAGAUGUUUUGACACUAAACUAAAAGAAUCUUCACCUGAUGUAUGAUUUCUCUGUAACUCCAAUCAAAUCAAUCAUCUAAAAUCUUUUUAUGGUCAACGAGGCUGGCUCUUUUGACAGGAUGAUGGGAAUCCAGCAUCCUUAAUAUGGGAUACUUUUAUACAAUCAUGCAUCAAGGAUGUACAGUUUCGAUGCAAAAGUGUAGCUGAAUGUAUCUAAAAGGAGUGAACGACUUCAGCACUAGGAAGGGAGAACGCUUUUCUCAAAAAGUCAUGACUGAAACAAACAGGGGGCGUGCAAAUGAGGAUGUGCCAGAAAAUGUGGUUAUGAUCGUCUCAGAGGAAACACCAAUAUUACUCAAUAUAAGAGCCUGUAAAUCACUUUAUUAUUCACACACUUCCUCACAUACGAGGGUGGACGUUCUUGGUGCGAGAAUGGGAUUAGAAAAAUAUAUGUAUUCUUACUACAGCCUUGUUUUUUUUGCAAUCUUCACUACCAUCUCUUGUCAACUUUUCACUCAGGAAUACACUACCAGGAACCAAAGACUGCAAGGGAAAUAAGAGAUCUGGAAUCUCAGGCCUCGAUCAACAAGAGAAAUUCAAACAUCUCAGUUACUAAACUACAUGGACUGACUGAGGGGAAUAUGACAAGUAUAAUCGGUAUUUGCUAGUUGCAACUAAAGCCUAAACCAUAUAAUUGUUCAUUUUAUGCUGCAGACCUUCUAUAUAGAUACUCCAUGCACCUUUUAUAAUUAUGAAGUCCGACUCCUGUAUUGCUUUUUAUAGAAGAAUUGUCAUUUAUAUGUUCUUUUAUACGCCUGUACAUGAAGAUAUCCACUGACCUCCUUUAAAUAUGUACUUACAGUAUAAGCACCUGCAGUACAUAGUGCAAUUCACAUCCAUAUGCUGCAGUGAGUUCCAAUGGCAUACUAUGAUGAUAUAAAUUGACAAUAAAGAUGUUUUUAGUUACUUUGUA
Larimichthys crocea (large yellow croaker) is the source of this 3185-nucleotide messenger RNA. RefSeq names its product CDC42 effector protein (Rho GTPase binding) 1a (gene cdc42ep1a). Bases 1027 to 2199 code for a protein of 390 amino acids. The transcript is spliced from 4 exons. NCBI's taxonomy places the organism in Eukaryota, Metazoa, Chordata, Actinopteri, Sciaenidae. Gene Ontology annotation, biological process: regulation of cell shape; positive regulation of actin filament polymerization; positive regulation of pseudopodium assembly. Gene Ontology annotation, molecular function: small GTPase binding. The record is from RefSeq and is a predicted model, not a curated record. Gene Ontology annotation, cellular component: plasma membrane; cytoskeleton; cytoplasm.